Messenger RNA from Dovyalis caffra, 663 nucleotides. NCBI's taxonomy places the organism in Eukaryota, Viridiplantae, Streptophyta, Magnoliopsida, Malpighiales, Salicaceae. The record is from the annotation of a GenBank genome assembly.
AUGGCUACGGAGGAAUCAACGAGCGUGAUGGAUGAUUAUGAGACGUUGAUUUCGACGACCGAUGUUGAGCUCUUGAAAAGAGCGUGGCGUAACGAGAAAUCUGCUCCGGAGAUUCUUCAGUUUGAAGCUUCUUUAGUUCAAAGAAUCAAAGAGCAAAUUGAAUUAGCGGAACAAAAUGUGGAGAUGUUUGAAGCAGAUAAUAUAGAUCCACUCACUGUGUCUCUUUACCAAAUGGACUUGGAUAGGACCCAAUUUUUGUUGAGAUCAUAUCUGCGGGUUCGCCUUCAAAAGAUUGAGAAGUAUUUGUUCUAUAUUUUGAAAACUGAUGAGUCUCUAAACCGGCUAUCUAGGCAGGAGCAAAUGUUUGCGAGAAGGUGCACGGAUGAUUUGGGAAGCCAUCUUGAUGAGACUGUUUUGGCAAAGUUGCCUGAUAACUACCAGUCCAUAUUGAAGCAAUCUAUUACCAGCGAAGAGGAUGAUAUGGUCCCAGUGCCACGGCUCGACACAUUCGUUAUCUGCAAAGCCAAGCAAUAUCUUUCUGGCCUUGACUUUGAGCCUGAGUACAGCAUGGAAAUCACAGAGAUGGAACGUGAUUUACUUACCUUUGUAUGCUACAAGUUCGUAAAGAAGCCUUUAGAGAAUGGGAAAAUAGAUUUGGUCUAA